AUGCCACAUGUGUCACAAAUUGACAUUUUGGAAAUAUUAAAUGGUAUUUCAGACCAGCAGGCAUUUGAUUCAGACUUUGGAGGCGACCGUGAUGCCGAAGAUGUGCUUUGUGUUUCAAGUGCAAGUAAUACACCAACUAGUACAACCAGAGGUAGUAAAAGAAAAAAUGCAUUUAAUGGUGGUCCUUCUACAAGCCCUCUCUCAUCUUCCUCAUGUAAUAUUAAUUCACAUGAUGACUCUAAUUUAUCAACCAUUUCUUCAGAAGUGCCUAAAUUAUCAAGACUUAGAUCCAGGAAAUUAAAAUCUGCAAUUAAUAGCAAUGCCCUAAAAAGCUCAUCUGGCUCUGAAGUUGAUGACAGUGAUUUUGAUCCUUCAUAUGAACCGAUUCCACAUAUAGAUACAAAUGAUAAUAUAUUAGCAGAAAAUAGUGACAAUGAAAAUAAUAUGUUAAAUAUAUCUGAACCAUUAAAUAUAGAAAAUAUGGACCUCUUAGUUGAUUUUAUUGAAAAUUCAGAUGAUGAUUCUAAUUAUAUAGAAGAUAAUAAUGAAAAUAACAUAUUAUUUAGUUUUUCAAAAGACCAACCUCUUACAUCAUUAUCUUAUGACUCAUUUGAUUUUAAUGAAUUUUAUGGACCUAAUGUGUUAGUAGACAUUAAAUCACCAAUGCAAAACUUUGAUAUAUAUUUUUCUGAUUUUUAUCAAUAUAUUGUUGACCAAUCUAACUUGUACUCAAACCAAUGUGGCAAAAAUUUAAAUUUAUCUAUUAUUGAAUUUAAAGCUUUUUUGGGUAUUCUUAUAAUAAUGGGGUUUCAUAGAUUACCAAGUUUACGCCUUUAUUGGAGUGCAAAUGAAAAUUUUUAUAAUCACCGAAUAUCAAACAUUAUGACCCAAAAAAGAUUUUUAAAUAUAUUACGAUAUUUACACUUAAACGAUAAUAGUAAAAUGCCUAAAAGGGAAAGUUCUACAUUUGAUAAAUUGUACAAAAUUCGUCCAAUGAUAGACCAUUUAAAUAAUGUUUAUUGUACAAGUUUUUCUCCUGAUAGGAUUUAA
Messenger RNA from Macrosiphum euphorbiae (potato aphid), 1050 nucleotides. Lineage: Eukaryota; Metazoa; Arthropoda; Insecta; Hemiptera; Aphididae. The record is from the annotation of a GenBank genome assembly.